This is a messenger RNA of Dama dama (fallow deer), 2978 nucleotides long. RefSeq names its product transmembrane protein 39B (gene TMEM39B). Bases 121 to 1476 code for a protein of 451 amino acids. The transcript is spliced from 9 exons. The record is from RefSeq and is a predicted model, not a curated record. Lineage: Eukaryota; Metazoa; Chordata; Mammalia; Artiodactyla; Cervidae. Gene Ontology annotation, cellular component: membrane.
GCGCGCAGCUGAUACCCGGGGACUGGGCUGCGGCGGUUAGUCCUCUCUCGGCCGCCGUCGCCUCCGACAUAUUGCCCGCAGGAGCUGCGGCGGCGAAGCGGAGAGCGCCGGGGGGAGGAGAUGGGAGGACGAAGAGGUCCCAACAGGACAUCCUACUGUCGAAAUCCACUCUGUGAGCCAGGAUCCUCUGGGGGCUCGGGUGGGGGCCACACUUCCAGCGCAUCGGUCACCAGUGUCCGUUCCCGCACCAGGAGCAGUUCGGGGACGGGCCUCUCCAGCCCUCCACUGGCCACCCAGACGGUCGUGCCCCUGCAGCACUGCAAGAUCCCUGAGCUGCCAGUCCAGGCCAGCAUUCUGUUUGAACUGCAGCUCUUCUUCUGCCAGCUCAUAGCCCUCUUCGUCCACUACAUCAACAUCUACAAGACAGUGUGGUGGUAUCCGCCCUCCCACCCGCCCUCCCACACCUCCCUGAAUUUCCACCUGAUCGACUUCAACUUGCUGAUGGUGACCACCAUCGUUCUGGGCCGCCGCUUCAUUGGGUCCAUCGUGAAGGAGGCUUCUCAAAGGGGGAAGGUCACCCUCUUUCGCUCCAUCCUGCUGUUCCUCACCCGUUUCACCGUUCUCACGGCAACAGGCUGGAGUCUGUGCCGCUCCCUCAUUCACCUCUUCAGGACCUACUCCUUCCUGAACCUCCUGUUCCUCUGCUAUCCGUUUGGGAUGUACAUUCCGUUCCUGCAGCUGAACUGUGACCUCCGCAAGACAAACCUCUUCAGCCACGUGGCCGCCAUGGGUCCCCGGGAGGCGGUCAGUGGCCUGGCUCGGAGCCGGGACUACCUGCUGACACUGCGGGAGACGUGGAAGCAGCACACGAAGCAGCUAUACGGCCCCGAGGCCAUGCCCACCCACGCCUGCUGCCUGUCGCCCAGCCUCAUCCGCAGCGAGGUGGAGUUCCUCAAGAUGGACUUCAACUGGCGCAUGAAGGAGGUGCUGGUCAGCGCCAUGCUGAGCGCCUAUUACGUGGCCUUUGUGCCUGUCUGGUUCGUGAAGAACACACAUUACUAUGACAAGCGCUGGUCCUGUGAGCUCUUCCUGCUGGUGUCCAUCAGCACUUCAGUGAUCCUCAUGCAGCAUCUGCUGCCUGCCAGCUACUGCGACCUGCUGCACAAGGCCGCUGCCCACCUGGGCUGCUGGCAGAAGGUGGACCCGGCGCUGUGCUCCAACGUGCUACAGCACCCGUGGACUGAAGAAUGCAUGUGGCCACAGGGAGUGCUGGUGAAGCACAGCAAGAACGUCUACAAAGCAGUGGGCCACUACAACGUGGCCAUUCCCUCCGACGUCUCCCACUUCCGGUUCCACUUCCCGAAUCCAAAAGAAGACGCUGCACAUGUGCCGCCCAAGGACAGUCAUACAGAUGAUCACUUAGCACUACAGCACACUUGGUACCAGAUCUUUGAAAACUUUGGAUGGAGAAGAUAAUGCAACGAAAGGAGGGGUUCUUGGUGGUGAAAAUCCUUACAAUCAUCCUUCUUACUGUGAGCCAGGCCCUGUGGUCAGCACUUCCAUGUACCCUCCCGUUCAGGCUUCAUCAGAACCCUGUGUAAGAGAGAAGUACCAGGGCUGUCCCAGUUUUUAGGUAUGAAAUUGACUCAGAGAAUUUAACUUGUUCCAAGGAUGCCUUACUGGGAAACCUGGGAACUAAUGGUAUUGACUCACAGACUCAGCACAAUGGAAAGGGCUGCUGAAAAUCAUCUAGGCUGGUGAAUUUCAUUUACUUAUUUUACUGUCAGAAUUCUUUCUUCCAACACAGUCAAACUAAAAUUCAGUAUAUAGGACCUCUCAGUGCAGCUCUGCUUGAAAGGGUUGAAACUCCUUUCACGUCCCGCUCAACACUGCAGUAGCUCCUAGAAGACCCCCCUGGAACCUGGGGCUCCAAGGAACACAGUUUGAAAAACCAUAGAUCUGGGCUUAUCUCUUUAUUUCCCAGUAGAGAAACCUGAGGUCCAGACAGGAAGGGGACUUGCCCAAGGUCCUGCAACCCUCAGGUACAGAGCUAAGCCUGGCUUGCUGGUCUCUUGGACUCCUGUUCCUUGCCACUCCUCCUCCCACCCUAUAAUUAGUUCCUGAGGUUUAGGUACCUUGGCCCCUGCAGAAUCAUGAACCCUGGACAUUGAUUGUUCUUUUAAAUUAAUCAGAAAAUUUUUCUUAGUCCUCUAUAUUCUACCUUGCUCUGUGGACAUCAGGUAAGAGUGAUACGUGUCCGUGUUCCCUGGAAGCUUCUGGCCCAGCUGAGGAAUGCGUCAUACCCAGUAGUAAAGGACUCAGGCUGUGGAGUCUAUAAUAACUUUACAUGUCUCUGUCAUAAGAUACUACAUUGUUCAGGCCUGACAGUACCCAGAAGGUCACAUACUGGUUUUCAACCAGAAAAAGUCUGACAGGGCAAGCCAGACCCCUCAAGAAAAGCUGCUGGGAAAAGGUAGAAGUUGAUCAGGCUCUUAAACAACUAUGUAGGAAGCAGUAGUCUUCUUUGUUUUUUUGACUGUACCCCACGGCAUGUGGGACCUUAGUUCUCUGACCAGGAUCAAACCCAUGCCCCCUGCAUUGGAAGGUAGAGUCUUAACCAGUGGACCACCAGGAAGUCCCAGGGAGGCAGUGGCCCUCAAAUAAAGGCAGAGAGGUGACAAGGUCCAUACCUAACCCUACGAAGGCCAGCUCCCCACCCAAGUCUGCAUGGGGCCCCAAGAGCUUGACCCCUUCAUUGGCCACCCAGAACCCCCAUCCAAGAGGCAGAUUUCUGGAGCCUACUUUCCAGUCCAUGCCUACUCUUUUCCUGGGCAGUUCUUUUUCAGCAAACCCCUGCGGAUCCUGAACAUCCUUUUGCUGCUGGAGGGCGCAGUCAUCGUCUACCAGCUAUACUCCUUAAUGUCCUCCGACAAGUGGCACCAGACCAUCUCACUGGCGCUAAUCCUCUUCAGCAACUA